AUGUCCCGGGGGGAGCAGCGCGACGAGGCGGACUGCGUGUGUUCGGUCGGGAUGAAGCUGACCUGGGACAUCAACGACCCCAAACUACCGCAGACCGGCCCAGAACCGAGUGGCUGUUGUUGUUUACCCUCUCAGGCUUUAGGCCCCGCCCUCCUCUGUGUGGAACCAGCAGAAAGGAUUUCCUUCAUUGAGCCGAACUUUCCGCAGCAUUACCCACAAUUCCAGAGCAGUGAGCCUUACUACAACCCCCACAAUGCACUGGGAGAGGCCCCGCCCACCCUCCAGAAACCAGCCAACCCAAGACUGUACAUGGGCCGACCCGGCUAUGACUUCCAGGGAUACCUGGCCUCACCUUCGUAUCCUGUGACCUCUGACCUCUGCGACCCCAGGGUAACGCCCGUCCUGGGCUCCUCUUCAGCGCCUUCAUCUUCCUCGGCUCCGCUCUCAUCCUCCUCAUCCUCCUUCGACCCGCAGACGAAGGCGCCGCCGGCCUGGAAGGAUCUCCUGAAGAGCUCCGCCCCCUACGCCGAUAACCACCACUACUACAGCGCAGAGUACCCCUGCCGUUACUCUAACAACGCCCCAGGGUCACCCGCUGGUCUGCAGACCAUUAUUACCACGACAACCAAGGUGUCCUACCAGCCCUGUCCCAAGCCUCCGGGGGCGCUGCCUCCCUACCAGUCCUGUCCCAAACCGUCGGCCGGCCUGCCGUCCUACCAGCCUGCCAAAGCCGCCGGUCUGCCCGGCUGCUCGUCCCUGCUGGAAGACGCGUCUCCGUCUUCGUACUCUACUGAGGUCAAGGUGACCGAGGAGUCCGGCGGAGUCAUCAAGUCUCUGUCGUUUCCUCCAGAACCUCUGCAGACCAAGACGGAGCGGCUGGACCCCUAUGACUACCACUACGCCUACCCCAACGCCUAUCGCUAUGACGACUACUGACUCAGCACCGACUCUGCCGCCAUGGCAACUGAAACUGAUGAACCAGACUUCCAGACGGAGGAAGGGUUCAGGUUCUGACCCGAAUCACCAAACCUUCAGAGGACGAAUCAGAGCCAUCAGAUGAAUCUUGUUCUGGAGGUUCUGUCCAGACCGGCCCAAUCCGUCCACAGGACCUCCAGGAGCCGGCUUCGGUCCUCUAGAUGGUUCUGUAGUUCUGCUCGGGUCGGUUCUGAAGGCGUCAGAUCUUAUUAAAUGUGCAGUAACUGUUGUUUUUUAUGAAUGAUCUGCUUACCGUCCUGAUUCUGUCACCGAUCCAAACAAGAUGUCCAACACGGACCCGAACCGGGUUCUGACCUGGUCCUGACCAGAUUCUGACCGGACCCCGACCGAAUUCUGACCCCUUGGUCUGAGGCAGCUCCACCCAUCAGCUGCUGUCCUCUGGGUGGCGCUGCUACGCCUGCCGGGUUCCUGAACAAUGACAGAGAAUAUUUUGUUGUUCUGGAAGAACCCGGAAGGUUCUGGUUCCGCCUGCGUGUUGCAGCCAUUACCCAGCCAGAUGUCUGUAACCGGUUUUAUUCAGCCAACCGGAUCAUCAUCAUCCAGUCACAUUUUCACCCUGUCAUCCAUUUAUAAAGAUUGAAGCUAAAUGUUUAGUUUUGGACAACUGAACUUUUAUCUCCAAGCUAAAUAUAAAUCUAAUAUUCAGCUAAAUUUGCAUCUUAGCUAAACAAACAUUAAGCUAAACUGCAUAUAUUUAGCCUCACAGUAAAUAGGUAACUUGUAAAAUCAAUAUUUAGCUCCAGGCUAAAUGUGUAGUUUGGAGUUAGACAUGCUAGCUAAAUAGUUAGCCUCAAGCUAAAAAGUUAGCCUCAAGCUAAAUAGUUAGCAUCAAGCUAAAUAGUUAGCCUCAAGCUACAAGUUUGCAACUAAACAUUUAGUUUUUAGCUAAACUCCAAACUAUUAAUAAGUUUUAACUCUAAAUAUUUAGUCUGCUAACAGAUUUUUAGCUUCAAAUUGUGUGAUGUGAAACUGUGGAAAUGUUCUGGUCGGGCUGCCGGUCCACAGAACCAGCAGGGAACCAUCUGUUGGCCUGCCUGGUUCUGGCCAGGUUCUGGUUUGGUUCUGGUUGGUGAAAUUGGACUCAGAGUUCUACAGAUCCAGGAGUUUUGUUCUGCUGAGCAUAAAACCAACCCAGAACCAGGUGACCCAGUUGAGUUUAUGAGGACUGGUUUUGGUUCUGAUGGUCUGUCCCACAUUUCAGCUGAUGAAGAAUAAAAAGGUUCUGACAUUU
Messenger RNA from Xiphophorus hellerii (green swordtail), 2227 nucleotides. RefSeq names its product glial cells missing transcription factor 2 (gene gcm2). The record is from RefSeq and is a predicted model, not a curated record. Lineage: Eukaryota; Metazoa; Chordata; Actinopteri; Cyprinodontiformes; Poeciliidae. Bases 1 to 936 code for a protein of 311 amino acids. The transcript has 4 exons. Gene Ontology annotation, molecular function: RNA polymerase II cis-regulatory region sequence-specific DNA binding; DNA-binding transcription activator activity, RNA polymerase II-specific. Gene Ontology annotation, biological process: gliogenesis; regulation of transcription by RNA polymerase II. Gene Ontology annotation, cellular component: nucleus.